AUUGGUGUGCUAUUUGUAUAUUGCGUAUCUAAGAACGUGCCGUGGCUAACAUUACAGUGCUUUAUCGUUGAACAGUUCGUGUUAUAUUUAACAACUGAUGUGCAGUUGAUGCUAAAAGUUCGUGUUUGGCAUGCCAUCGUGGGCGGCCGUGCAUCAUGUCGAAAGAAAUCUCCGAGGAAUAUGCGUCCAGUUUGGCGGAUCUGACCGUCAACAGCAAGCCAUUGAUAAAUAUGCUCACAAUUCUUGCGGAAGAGAAUAUCGAACACGCUGGGGUUAUCGUUGAAACCGUGGAAAAGCAUUUGGAGAAGGUGCAUCCCGAUAUCAAGUUGCCAGUUCUGUAUUUAGUUGAUUCAAUUAUCAAGAAUGUUGGCGGAGCCUACACACAAAAAUUCUCACAGAGUAUCGUCAACAUGUUUACAAGGACUUUUAAGCAGGUUGAUGAGAAAAUACGGUCACAAAUGUUCAAACUUCGUGAGACUUGGCACGAUGUGUUCCCAGCGACGAAGCUGUACCAGCUAGAUGUCAAGGUCAACCUCAUUGAUCCAGCAUGGCCGAUACAGGCCCAACCCCAGCAAUCAAACAUCCAUGUAAAUCCAAAUUUUCUGAAAAAGCCACCGGCUUCCACACCGGUGUUGACUGACGAAGAACGAACCAUCAUCGCUAAGAAAGAGCAGGAGCUGCUCAUGCUACAAAAGAAAAAGAUUGAGUUGGAAUUGGAGCAGACACGGAAGCAGCUUGAGGUAGCUGAGAAGAAUGCUAAAAAGGUGGUGACAGCAGUCCCUCCUGUGGUGGCCGCAGCGACUGCGCCCGUCGCCCCCGCCGCGACUCCGCUGGUCUCCGUCGCUGCGCCAGAGGUCACGCCUGUACCUGUCAGACAGAGGCUCGGACCGCCAAUAAACAAAACGGGCAGUCGGAUAGCGCCCGAGNCCGCCGCACCGCCCGCCAUCGCCCCGCACGUGUUCGACAUCAAGCCGCUCGACCGCGUCACCAAGCGGAAGAACGUCAUCACCAUCGACGUGCGCUGCCCGGCGCCCGCGCCCCGGCCCUCGCCCCGCCGGGACCCUCGCCUGCACAAGCGCGGGGGCAAGGCGCCGGCGCCCAACGCGGACGGCUACGUCGACGCCUUGCCCGACCCUAAAAAGAUCAGCAAGCUCCCGCCCAUACCAAAGAUAGUCCGGGAGGCGCCCUCCUCGAAUAAAAAGCGGAAAGAUUCCCGCGAGAAAAAGAAAAAGAGGGACGACAGCAAGGAGAGUUCGAGCGGCUCGUCGCCGGACAAGCGGCUGCGCGCCAAGAACGGGAACAAGGCCCAGAAGAAGAAGGAGCCCGACGCGCCCGUGGCCUUCAAGGAGCUCAAGAACUAUGUGAAGGGGCGGUACAUGCGCCGCAACAAGGAGCCCUCCGAGAGCCCGGAGAGGCCCGAGGCCGCCGCAUCAAGUGUGCCCGACGUGGUCGUAGAGAAUAAGGACAUCGAUCUCAGGGUGCUCCCGCCCGCCAGCGAGCCGCCGCCCGCGCCCGUCGCCCUCAAGAGGUCCUCCACUGAAACGCUCGAACCAAAACCUAAAAGGAACAAACUUGACAAAUUUGAUAUUCUCUUCGGCAAUGAAGAUGUUGAUCUCCGGAAGCUGCCACAAGUUGAAGAAAUUCUCCCAGUGGCUCCGCUAUCACCGAAACACAAUGACGAGUCUCAAGAGAGUGGACCCGACAAGGUCGUUUCUCCUCACGACUCUCCCAAACAAAAAGACUGGAAUGAAGUCAAGGAGAAAACUGAAAAGAAGGCUCCAUCCAAGUUAGAUUUAGUGCGAGCCAAGCUUGCAGAGGCCACUAAAGGCAAGGACAGACUGGGCAGACCUUUACUCUUCAGUAAGUCGCCAAGUAUUGAAAGAGAACGGAAGCGUACCUUAAGUUCUGAGGACACUGACCUUAGAAACGAAAAUUCCGACGAGUACGACACCGAAGACCACAAGAAGACAAUUUCCAUCAUAAUGUCGCAAGCCAAGGAGCAGUACAGCGACGGGCAGAUCGACAAGAACCAGUACAACACGCUCGUGUGUCAGGUUCUGCAGUUGAAUGAGAAACUGAAGUUGAAAGAGGCGAAACAGAGAGAGUCUCUCGAAGUUUCUAAAAGGAGACUCAACGCGCACAUACUCGAAGAUAGCUUCAAGGUCGCGUCCCCGAAGUCGUCGCCCGGCGAGAACAACUACGGCGACAUCGACGAGCGGGUCCCGCCCACCGCCUACCUCGACGCCCUGCACAACGGCAACGAGCUCAGGCAGGACUCCGACAUGCGCGCCGGACCCGCCGACCAGACCGACGGACACAAGGCCAAGGGGCUGCUACCCAGGCCGCCGAUGAUGCCCAUGUUCGGACCCUUUCCUCCCAUGUGGAGGGGACAGCCUCACCCCCGGAUGGACGAGUACGGCCCCAGGAGGUUCCGAGGGCCGAUGCCAUUCUUUAGGGGGAAAUUCGAUAACAGACUCAUGAGACCGCCCUUCGACCCGCGGAUGACCGUGCCUUUGCCGACCCCGAAGCUUGGUAUCUGUCAAGGGGAGAGCCCGCUCGAGCCCUACGUGAGGAGCGAGUCUCCCCCUCCCCUGGGCGCUCCUGGGUUCGUGAUCCCGCCGACUGACUACCGAAUCUUGGAGUACAUCGAGCAAGAUCCCGUGAAGACCAUACAGAUAGACGGCGUGCCGCGCGAGAUACGGUUCUACGGCGACACGGCGGUCAUCAUGCUGGACUGGGACGACCCCAGGGAGAUCAAGUUCUUGCCUGGCUCGAGACGCGUCACGUUCGACAACAAAGACUCGGUGGUCCUCUCGUUCAACGAAGAGAGCAGACAAAUAGAAAUAGACGACCAAGUGUUCGAUAUAAAGUUCGGGGCUCCCACCCGGGAGCUGUGCAUCAACGGGCGGUGGUACGAGUGCUUCUUCGGAGGCCAGCCCGUGGGCGUGCUCAUCGACGGGCGGCCCCGGCUGGUGCAGCUGGAGGGCCCGCUGCCGCAGGUGGACAUCGGCAAGGCGAAGCGGACGGAGCUGGUGGCCGGCAAGAUCAACCUCAUAGUGAACGCGACGCAGAUGUGCCCCGUGUACCUGGACGCUAAAGUGCAGAAGUUUACAAUAAACGGACAGUUCUUUACUAUCAGAUUUGUUGAUUCUUUGAAAACUGUUUUAAUAAACGAGCAGCCUUUUAAAGUUGAGUUUGGUGAUUUACCCAAGCCCAUAAGUAUAGGGAACGAAAAGUUCUUCAUAAGAUUCUCGGCUUUACCCAGAAACGUAAAGCCGGGCUAUAUACAGAUAGCUAACAUGGAAGGAGUCACGCUGCCCAGUAUGACGGCGGCGCCCGCGGGCCGCAGCGUGCCGCAGCCCAUGGACACCGACCAGGAGCCCGACAGAGCCGUCAAGACUCCUAGCCCGGAUAUCAAUAAUGAAAAUCAAGGUCUAGAAAUGUUGGCCAGCGUGAUGCCUUCGAGCAUAGUGCCGGCGUCCGCGUCCGAAUACAGCGUGGCCGAACCCUUAUUCGGGAAGACCGACAUGAUCCCGGGCCUCGACACUCCGGCCGACGAGAAGCCGAAGCCGACUCUACCGAUCCUCGACAACAUCAACGUUAACGAUUUGUUCGCGAAGCUGGUGGCGACCGGCAUCGUCCAAGUGCAGAACGACAGCGCUAAAGACCUGAAGAUUGAAACUAAAGUCGAGGAGAAGAUAAAACCGAAGGAGGACAAAGACGUCACGCACAAAGUUGAUCUCUUGAAACCGGAGACGCUAAGGAGCAAGCAGGGCGGCGUGGUGCGGCGGCUGUACGGCGGCAUGCAGUGCUCGGGGUGCGGCGCGCGCUUCCCGCCGGAGCACACGGUGCGCUACUCGCAGCACCUCGACUGGCACUUCCGCCAGAACCGACGCGACCGGGACUCCGCCAGGCGCGCGCACAGCCGACACUGGCACUACGACCUCUCCGACUGGCUGCAGUACGAGGAGAUCGACGAGCUCGACGACAGAGAAAAGAAUUGGUUCGAGAGCGCGGGCAGCGAGGGCGGCGAGGCCGGCGGCGCGGGGGCGGCGGGCGCGGGCGCGGGGGGCGCGGAGGAGAGCAGCGCGGCGGGCGCGCGGCCGCGGUGCGCGCUGUGCGGGGACGCCUUCCACAUGUUCUACAACCACGACAAAGACGAGUGGCAGCUGCGGAACUCCGUGCGCCACCACGACGACAACUACCACCCCUCCUGCUUUGAGGACUACAAGGCCUCUCUGGCUAAAGAAGAAGAGAAAGAGAAAGUUGAAGAAACCGCCCCAGAAAAACUAGAAGAAGACAACGAACCGAUAGAGAUCAAGGACUUUGAUGACACGCUCGACCAGUCCGACAACGAGUCGGUAGUAGAAGUCAUUGAACCCCCCGUCGAGAUACCAGAGCCUCUAUUGAUUGACGAAGGAGAUGAAGACGAUGUGGUGCUGAAGGCCGAGCCGAUAGUGCAAGUGGAGGUGCAGGACGACGACGACACGGACGACGAGACGGUCGCGCACCGCGCCGAGCGGGACAGGCUCGCCCGCAUCGACUUCUCCAACGUCAAGGUCAAGCAGGAGCCCCUCGACCCAGAUGAUGAACCGAUAAUAACGGCUGAAGAAGAAUCAAUUCCAGCACCUUCUGUUGACAUGAUCCAACCCACCGUCCACACAUCAAUUGAUGGAAAUGUUCAACUGGAAGCACCCGCAGUGGCUCACGCUAUCCCCCUGAACACAAUUCGCAUCAACAUCUCUAAAUCUUUGCCGUUAACUCAGCUCCCAGUUUCAAACAAUGGCCUCGAAGACAUCAGUGCUGAUGAUGAGCCUCUACCUCCUGGUGAGGAGGUGGAGUUGGAAUAUACUUUGAAACCAACCUUGGAAGGCAUUAAGUUCAGCAGACAACCCCCAGUCCAGAAAGGCAAUGAGCUAUCAGGACUCUGCUCCAUAAUGUGAAUUAAGAAUUCGUUGUGAUUCAGUGUGGUACAUAUUUUGAAGUGCUAAUGUGUUUAGUGUUCUAAAUAAUAGAAGGAAGCAGAAUUUUAAAAUCAACAAGUUUUGAUAUGUGAUUUUAAAAAUAGAGACUAAUGUUUCAGUGAAUAUUAUACACGUAUUUUACGAUACGUAAAUGAUUAUAAUUUAGUUUAUUUUAAUUUAAGAAGGAAGUUAGUUAUUUCGAUUCGAGUAGGUUCAAUAUCUAUAAUUCAGGUAUUGUAAAUAAUUAGUACUCGAUUUUUGUACGUUAAUACGUAUGUCGUAUUGUUAUGUACUUAUUAUAUAUUUGCUUAAUUUAUAAUGUGUGAGUGCCUAAGCAAAAUAAUUUUAUAGUAUAAUAAUUACAAGUCAAAUUAAUAGUAAACAUACUAAUUUAAUAUUAAGGGAGAUUCUCUGCAGAAAUGAUUGCUCAAUAAUAAAAUAAAUCUUGUUUUUGUAAAUUAUCACAUUAGAAUUAUUAGUCUUAUUAAUCAAUUCUGAUAACUGAAAUAAUCGGUUUCUUUGCUUUGGUAGAUAUUGUUUAAAAAAAUAAUCAUAAACCGAAGCAUUCAAUUCGCCUAGAUUUAGUGUGACUAGUUUGCCAAUCAGUAUUCCUUUCUUUUAUUUUACGAAUACAAUUUCGUUAGUUUUAUUAACCUCGGAACUUAUUUUAUUGCGGGUUUAUGAUUGUACACAACUCUUGAAGUUUAAUGAGUAGUGUAGUCCAUAGUUUGCGUUUAUGAGUUGAGUAGUAGUAUUUAUUUCUUUUACUCCUCCACUUAUCUUCUGCUUACUUACUCAGUUCAUUGCUUGCAAGAUUAAGUGGUUUACUUGAGUCCAAACAUCACAAUGUAAAUACAAUAUUAAACCAGAUAGAAGUCUCAAUUCCAAUGAAUAAAGUAAUGCACAACACAGAGUUCGAGAAAUGCGAAUUGUAAAAACACUAAAUUAGGAUCAAUAAUAAUUUUUACAUUAAGAUAAUUACCUCAAUAAUUUAAGUUUGCAUUGUGAACUGAUUGGAUACCUUUUUGUCCUACAUGAAGUUAUUAGUUGUUCUUCUACAAGUUUUUAUUUCCCCACCUAAUGAUUGCUAUACAACUGCUUCAAACCGAAAGCCUUGCUGCUUCGCGGCAGUAGACAAAACUCACAAACCUACCCGCGCGAGCUAACAAAGACGCGCUACCAUAAGUAAAAACUUACUGUUCUGUAACUAAGGAAAUUUGAUUAUGUAAUGCUCCUGAGUAUGCCUCUGUAUAUAUGAGAAACGAAUGUAAUCAUUGUCGAAUGUAAAAGUCGAUAUUGAAAGAUUUAUUCUAAAACGUAUUUGUUUUCUUAUCAACUAAAAUUAAAACAAAAUGUGAUAUUAUAAUUAAGUUUAUUUAGCAUUUUAAUGUUUAAUUUGUUCACGGUUCGUGUAGUUUUUGUAUAUUUAGGUAAAUAUUGUACAUAUACAAUUUGUAAAUAAUUAGUACUUUGUAAAAUUUUAAUCAAUUUGUUUGGGUAAAGCUACAUAAAGCACUUUUCUGUGCGAUCUUCUGAAUCUCUAGUUUAUUGUAAAAUUCCAUUAUUAAUAAAAUUUUUAGAACUAAUCAGUAAAAAUAUGAAUUUUCUUUUUUCCUUUUAUAAGUAAGCAUGAUUUAUUUGUCACUUUUGGUUUGUUUUGGUUUAUUCUUAUUAAAUAAAGGUUGUAAUGAUUCAUUUUCGUUUUCAUUUAUUACCUUAAAUAAGAAACCUUGUCUAUUACUAUCUUCUCAGUUUGUGUUCACCUUUACCAAAUUGAAAUAUAUGUUACGGGUAAUAUCUGGCAUUGGCAAUGAUAUUUAUUUAUUUUAUAUACCUUUUUUUUUUAUUGCUUAGAUGGGUGGACGAGCUCACAGCCCACCUGAUGUUAAGUGGUUACUGGAGCCCA
Messenger RNA from Bombyx mandarina (wild silkworm), 6870 nucleotides. RefSeq names its product Pcf11 cleavage and polyadenylation factor subunit (gene Pcf11). Gene Ontology annotation, biological process: termination of RNA polymerase II transcription; mRNA 3'-end processing. The record is from RefSeq and is a predicted model, not a curated record. Gene Ontology annotation, cellular component: mRNA cleavage factor complex; cytoplasm. Gene Ontology annotation, molecular function: mRNA binding; ubiquitin binding; phosphatidylinositol binding. NCBI's taxonomy places the organism in Eukaryota, Metazoa, Arthropoda, Insecta, Lepidoptera, Bombycidae.